GAGCAGCUGCUCGUCCGUGUCGAGAGAGACGUGGUGGCGAAUGUCCUGCAGCUCUACCGAGAGGGCUGCCAGGAUGCGCAGCUGAAGCUCUCCCUGGUGCAGAGCGUCACUGAGAUCAGCCUUGCCAUCCAGGCUGCAGGCGCCGGCCCCAGGUUUGAGCUCUGCUGCAAGCGGGAGCUGCUGCAGACCCUGCUGGAGGUGAUUCAGGAAGAGCCCCAGGAGUCCCCGGUGCACCCCCGGGCCCUCGUGGCCAUGCAGCAGUUGAGCAAGCUGAAGCCCCGUCUGAGCAGGGAGGAAAACCGCCACCUCCUGGCUCAGUGCUGCCAGGGCAUCGUGUGCCUUCGUCGCCCCGAGCAGAUGGAC
Molecule: messenger RNA, 363 nt
Organism: Dromaius novaehollandiae (emu)
Lineage: Eukaryota; Metazoa; Chordata; Aves; Casuariiformes; Dromaiidae
Product: maestro heat-like repeat-containing protein family member 2B
Exons: 4
Cellular component (GO): cytoplasm
Source: RefSeq, a predicted model, not a curated record